GUUAGAGCGAAGAGACAUGUACCUUGUCUGUAUAGCCAUAAUCUUCCCCCCACAGUCAUUGCAUCCAAACAGUGCAGUGGUUUCAACGGGCUUCCGUACAUUUGCUGAAACGUCAACAGCCAAGAUGGCGGACUGGAAUCGAGGACAAGGUGCUGUUGACGAUAUGUUGGACGCGGAAAACAAGCUUAUGGCUGACAAUUUGGCGUCCAAAGUUUCCAGAUUGAAAUCGCUUGCCUACGACAUUGACAAAGAAGCUGAAGACCAAAAUUCCUAUUUGGAUGGCAUGGAUUCCAAUUUUCUGAGUGCUACAGGACUGUUGACUGGCAGUGUGAAGAGGUUCUCUGGCAUGGUGCGAUCUGGAAGAGACAAUCGCAAAAUCCUCUGCUAUGUCUCAGUAGGACUGGUCUUUGUCUUCUUCGUGCUCUACUAUCUCAUCUACAGGGUCCAGAACUGAAGAGCUUUAACAAGAAUGGAACUUUAUAGUGUGGCUGGCUACUUCCCUCUCAGUUAUACCAAGAAAGACCAAAUAUAAACUUUUAUAGUGAAGAUUUUGGAUAGGGAAUCUCACCCAUCACCCCAUCUCCAAUUCUCGAUAUAAUGUCUUCUGCUCGAAAUGAAAUACAGUAUGUGCAGAUGUGUAUAUAAUUUGUCUCAGUUAUAUGAGAACUUUCGUUGUAUAUACAUUAUCUAAGACCCCAGUCAUGUAAAACUGAAUGUUUGCCCCCCCCACCCCCACCCACACACACAGAAAAACAACUCAUCCUUAUCAGGAUGCAGUUGAAAGCAGGACAGUCCUUUAUUUACAUUGAUAAAUAGCCCUAGAGAUUGGCAGUGUGUCCAAGAAUGUCCCAGUGCCCUUUUCACAUUACUGAGUACUGACCAUAGGUACAAUAAGAGAUUGUCCUCGGUUAUGGCUUAUUCUUGUGUUUUGUAAUCGUAGUUUGAAGACAUGCUCCGGUACUUUGGCUAUUUAGUAAGUCUUUUUUAAGACCUCCCAAUUUGGGCAGGAUGUCUCACUGUGUAGUUCACACAUGCAUAAUCUAUGAGCAGAAUUUCUGUUUUUACCUCAAUUAGCCAUGAAAUCCCUAGUUAGAAAGCAACUUUUCUUUUCUGGAAACUGACGUAGUAUGCCAUUUUCCAUGAGCGUUACUUUCAGAACUACGGGCUAAAAAGUAUACAAAAGUACUGUAGAAUCUCUAAGACAUUACCUGAACUUUAACAAUCCCUUAUUCUGUGAUAUUAAGUUGUCAGCACCUGGCAUGUAAUUAACUGUUCUUGCAUUUCCUAACCAACUACAUAACAUGAUCCUACAUAACAUGAUCCCUUUUUCCAGUGAGUUGUAUAAAUCCUUGUAAUGUAUGUGUAAUAAAUAUUUUGAUACUACAGUCGA
This is a messenger RNA of Oncorhynchus keta (chum salmon), 1390 nucleotides long. RefSeq names its product Bet1 golgi vesicular membrane trafficking protein-like (gene bet1l). Gene Ontology annotation, biological process: retrograde transport, endosome to Golgi; regulation of retrograde vesicle-mediated transport, Golgi to ER. NCBI's taxonomy places the organism in Eukaryota, Metazoa, Chordata, Actinopteri, Salmoniformes, Salmonidae. The transcript is spliced from 4 exons. The coding region runs from base 17 to 454 and encodes 145 amino acids. Gene Ontology annotation, molecular function: SNAP receptor activity. Gene Ontology annotation, cellular component: Golgi trans cisterna; SNARE complex. The record is from RefSeq and is a predicted model, not a curated record.